Cucumis sativus (cucumber) is the source of this 1395-nucleotide messenger RNA. Its product is annotated as putative pectinesterase 63. Gene Ontology annotation, biological process: cell wall modification. Gene Ontology annotation, molecular function: pectinesterase activity. Bases 51 to 1163 code for a protein of 370 amino acids. NCBI's taxonomy places the organism in Eukaryota, Viridiplantae, Streptophyta, Magnoliopsida, Cucurbitales, Cucurbitaceae. The transcript has 4 exons. The record is from RefSeq and is a predicted model, not a curated record.
AACAUUUUCAAAAAGGCCCAAAAAGAAAAGAAAAAACGUAAAAAGAAAACAUGCAACCUCGCAUAAAUGCACUCGCUAUUACAAGAUUGGUAACUUUCCUAGCAACUUUUACUGCCAUCUUGGCCGUAUCGCCGCCGAUCCCGGUUGAGAAGUCGCAAUUAGCCGGGUGGUUUACAGAAAAUGUGAAGCCGUUUGCCGUUCGUAAUAAGGCGGAGCUUGAUCCCGCGCUGGCGACUGCAGAAGAAAACGCAACCGUAAUUAAGGUAAUGAGUGAUGGAACGGGAAAUUUCAAGACAGUCACUGAAGCUAUUGCGAGCGUGCCAGCGGACAACAAGAAACGUGUAGUGAUUUGGAUUGGAGUAGGCGUUUAUAAGGAGAAACUUAAGAUCGAUAGAAAUAAGCCUUUUGUUACUCUCUAUGGCUCUGAUCCUAAGAAUAUGCCUAAGUUGACUUUUGAUGGCGAUGCUGCUAAAUACGGUACCGUUUAUAGUGCUACAUUGAUUGUUGAAGCGGAUUACUUCACUGCGGCUAAUCUGAUCAUUGAGAACUCAUCACCAAGGCCAGAUGGGGUAAGAAAAGGAGCACAAGCAUUAGCGGCAAGAUUUAUGGGAACUAAAGCCGCAAUUUACAAUUGCAAAUUCCUUGGAUUUCAAGAUACCCUUUGUGACGAUGACGGUUUACAUUUCUACAAAGAUUGCUUCAUUCAAGGCACUGUUGAUUUCAUUUUCGGAAAAGGAACUUCCCUUUAUUUGAACACCCAAUUGGACGUGGCUGGAGAUGGAGGAUUGGCAGUGAUAACAGCCCAUUCAAGAGAACAAGAAGCUGACACCAGUGGUUAUUCGUUUGUUCAUUGUAGCAUUACUGGAACUGGCGGUAAAAACACUUACUUGGGAAGAGCUUGGAUGCCAAGAUCUAGAGUUGUCUUUGCCUACACUACAAUAGCUGAUAUCAUUCAUCCCGAAGGCUGGAAUGACAUGAAGCAUGCAGGUUUCGACAAGACGGUUAUGUUCGGAGAAUAUAAGUGUUCAGGGCCAGGAGCUGUGUCGACCGGACGUGUAGCCUACGGCAAGCAAUUGACUGAUGUAGAAGUGAAGCCAUUUCUUGGUCUGGAAUACGUGCAAAGUGAGAAGUGGUUGCUUCCUCCUCCCAGUCCUCAAGUUUAGAGAUCUUAGUAAUGAAGAUUGCAAGAAGUGGCAAAGAAUGUGAAUGGCACUCGGCAACCAAUUGGGCUGAUGAGUUCAUUAUUAACCCAUUGGUUUUUCAUUUUAAUUUUUAAAAAUAGAAUAUUGAUUUUUUUCUUUUAAUUUAAAACAAUUGAGGUUGUGUAUUUUGAAUUUGUAAUUUGAUUCAAAAUUUUCACAUAAUAAUAUAGAAUUUUUUAGUUCGUUUAAGUAA